AUGGCAGCCUCUGCCUCGGCGUUGAAAACCUUCCGCUCGAAACUCCUCCCGAUUGAAAAGUACUCGUUCCUUCGCCAUUUACAAAGCGCGGAACCGUUAACGUUGUAUCGCGUUUUAGCCGCGAACGCGAUGGAAUGCUUACCGUUCGUGUACACACCGACGGUGGGGGAGGCGUGCGAGAAGUACCACGUGUUGCCGGCGACGAAAACGAGUUUUGGGUUAUUCAUUAACAAGGGAGACGUGGGUAAAGUUGGCGCGAAAUUGAGAAAGUUCAUCGAGGAGAAAGAUAAGGAGGACGUGAAAGUCGCGGUGGUGACGGACGGGGAACGGAUUUUAGGUUUAGGCGAUUUAGGCGCGAACGGGAUGGGUAUUUGCGAGGGGAAGUCGAUGUUAUACACCGUGUUUGGCGGGGUGGACCCGAGGAAAGUGAUGUCGGUGUGCAUCGACGUAGGGACGGAGAACGAAGCGUUGCGAGCGCACGAAGAGUACAGAGGAUUGAGAGAGAAUAGAAUAAGAGGGGAGAUGUACGAUGAGUUAGUGGACGAGUUCAUGAGAGAGAUGAGGAUGCAAAAACCGUCGUGUUUGAUACAGUUUGAGGAUUUCGGAAACGCGAACGCGUUCCGGGUGUUGGAGAAUCACCGACGCGUGCAACCGUGUUUUAACGACGACAUUCAAGGGACGGCGUGCGUGACGUUAGCCGCGUUAGAGGCGGCGUUGAGAGAGCAGAAAAAAGCGUUGAAGGAUAUAACGGUUCUGUUCUACGGUGCAGGUGAAGCCGGGGUUGGGAUUGGUGAGUUAGUCGUGAGAGCUUUGGAGAAGAGCGGCGGAUUGUCGCACGAAGAGGCCAAGAGAAGGUGUUUUUUCAUGGACUCGAAAGGAUUGGUCGUAAAAUCGAGGUUACACGAGUUACAACCGCACAAAAUACCGUUCGCGCACGAGUACGAACCGGUAAAAGAUUUGAAAACUGCCAUUACGAAGCUCAAACCGACGGCAUUGAUUGGCGUUUCGACGAUACACAACGCGUUCGAUAAGGAAGUCAUCGAAACCAUGAGCGCUUUGAACGAACGACCGAUUAUUUUCCCGUUGAGUAAUCCAACGAGUAAAGCCGAGUGUACGUUUGAAGACGCGAUGAAAUACAGUAACGACAAGGUGAUUUUUGCGAGUGGAAGUCCGUUCCCGAGCGUCGUGAGACGGGAAGAUGGAGUGGAAAUCUUCCCGGCGCAAGCGAACAACGCGUACGUAUUCCCGGCGGUUGGAUUAGCUUCGGUCGUCGCGGAUUGUAAAGAAAUUACGGACGACCACUUCUUAGUCGCCGCAGAAACGUUAGCUUCGUUAGCUUCGAACGAUGACAUCGACCGAGGGUAUUUAUUUCCAGACUUUACGGAGAUUGAAGACGUGACUGCGAAGAUAGCCGCCAACGUGAUUGAAAAAAUGACCAAAGACGGAACCGGGCGAAUGACCCAAGAAGAACUUUCGGAGGCUAAACGAGACGGAUUUGAAAGUUUCACUAGGAAACGCAUGUGGAAACCGCCUCCGGAAGUUUCGCACGCUAGACUUUAA
Bathycoccus prasinos is the source of this 1560-nucleotide messenger RNA. Its product is annotated as NADP-dependent malic enzyme. The transcript has a single exon. The coding region runs from base 1 to 1560 and encodes 519 amino acids. Gene Ontology annotation, biological process: malate metabolic process; pyruvate metabolic process. Gene Ontology annotation, molecular function: NAD binding; malate dehydrogenase (decarboxylating) (NADP+) activity; malate dehydrogenase (decarboxylating) (NAD+) activity. Lineage: Eukaryota; Viridiplantae; Chlorophyta; Mamiellophyceae; Mamiellales; Bathycoccaceae. The record is from RefSeq and is a predicted model, not a curated record.